AUGAACGAAAGUCGAGAGCGAAUCCGUCGUGAGCGAGAGAGGGAGAAGAACACGUAUACCUCUCCUCGUCUUGCGUUACGUCGCGUGCUACUAUUGGCUGAAGGAAGACAGUUCCGGGAAGCGGCGGCCAUCUUGUCCAGAUUGGGACCUGGAGUGCUACAAAGUGUAGCUUCGGAGCUGCCCAUAGAUUUGUUGGUGGAGGCGCUGCCACAUUCAGCGCAUUUGAUUGAAACUCUUUUGAACAGACUUAUAUCCUUGGAAGUGACGCCUCGUCCUGACGUGCAAUGUGAGACGAUAGCCUGGCGUCUGGUAGGUCUGCUGGGUGCAGACCAGAGUUCUGGCUUAAGAGCUAGGACGUCGCGUCUGGCGAGCUCGCUUGUCCACUACACGCCAGACACGAGAGAUGCCAUUGACGCAAGGAGAAGACAGCUAGAUGCUGCUGUUCAAGGCCUAGGCACGCACGGGCUGACAGCCGACGCGAGUGGCUCCUUGAUCUCCUUACACGUCGCCUUGAAGAAUGAGCUGCAGCGCCAUGUCGAUGUCUACAAGCAGGCUCUGCACAAGUUAGAAGAGCUGUCCCCGGUCACAAUCACACAAGACCCUGCAGCAUCAUCCCACCAGCGUCUCCUGGCGUUAUCACACGCUGACGUAGAGAGACGGUUGAUCGACAAUAAGUCACUACUGACGAUAGUCGACAAGCCAGCGCUGAGGCAGCUGCCGACCCUCGUGGAUGCCCUCGCAGCCAGGGUCGAGAGUGAUAAAGCAGUACUGGCUUGCAUCGGCCAGAUUAAAAGGAGUGACCCAACUCUGGACUUGAAUGAUACGAGCAUGGCGGAGUCGGGCACGAAGGGAGGCACCACGUUGAGGCGAAAGAAGAAAAUGACAAUAGUCCACUGUGACUACGACGAGGGGCCAGUAGCUGGUGUGUUGAUGACGUACUCCCGAGGAUGCGCGGCAGUCCUCGGCCAGAUGUGUGAGGACCAAGGCACUAACACAGAGUCUACCACUCCUCGCUCCACUGACUCCGCCAGUGACGGCUACCAUUCAGACAGUGAUGACUCACAACAGCAUCCCGACAGAAGUAAGUUAGUAUCCCAGUACGCGGCGGUGUGGUCCCGCGCAGCAGACGAGGCGCUCCCCGCACUGUCAGCGCUGGAGCCACUGCGCCACACGCCGCAUCUCAAGUAUAAGAUCGUCUUCUCCGUCGUUGUUUUAUCGUUCCGCGCAGUCAUCAGUCUCCGCGACCGUCGUCUGAACGAGCUGAAGGCAAUGCUGGGCGUGGCGGAGGACGCACCGCCGGAGCCCUGCGUUACCCGGAUGCUGGCCGCCGCCACCAGGGUACUGCACACCACUGCGCACAGCUUCCCGCUUGGAGAAGCUGAGCGAACUGUCAUUAAUCAGGUGGUGAGCACACUGCGCGAGUACCCGUGCCUGUCGUCGUGCGCCGCGCUGCACGCGCUGGUGGCGGCCGCGUGUCGGGCCGCCUGGACCAUUAGUCUGCACUCCCCACCGCUCAGGAUCGACACUGACUUCACACCUGUGGUGAUGAAUCCAGAGAAACACGUGCGUUUCUCGACAGAGACCCGAGACAUCCGCGACCGGCGCUCCGACCUCAUCAAGUCGUUCGUCUGGCCUGCCCUCAUGGACGGCAACCGCUGCGUCUUCAGAGCCGUGGUACUCACCUGA
Messenger RNA from Spodoptera littoralis (African cotton leafworm), 1686 nucleotides. The record is from the annotation of a GenBank genome assembly. NCBI's taxonomy places the organism in Eukaryota, Metazoa, Arthropoda, Insecta, Lepidoptera, Noctuidae.